This is a messenger RNA of Psylliodes chrysocephalus, 648 nucleotides long. The record is from the annotation of a GenBank genome assembly. Lineage: Eukaryota; Metazoa; Arthropoda; Insecta; Coleoptera; Chrysomelidae.
AUGCGUGCUUAUAGACUUUGUCAUUUAUGCAUCAAAGCAGGUGAUUCACAAUUAGGACACCAUUUUCAGCACGGACCAAAAAACGCAUCAUACCGUUCACCUAUCAUUCAAAAUGAAAUAAUUGAUCUCUGUGGCGCUUCAAUGAAGGAACAAAUCAAUUUAAAUGUUAUAGAAGCUUGUGCUUAUAGCAUUCUGGCUGACGAAACUGCAGAAGGACUUAAUUUAAAACACUUUUUCGAUUUAGUUGAUGCACUAGAGACAUUAGCUGAGGAGAGAAAUGGAGCGACAAGAAAAAGUGUAUAUCAAAUGCACGCAGCGGCAUGCAAAUCUUCAUUUAUUGUAUUAGUAUCAUUAAUUGCUAAGUAUUCCGCCAUUCUGGAACCCGUAGCAAAUAUACUUCAAAUGAAGACACUUGAUAUAGUUAAAGCCAACGAGCAUAUUCAAACUAUUGUUGAAAUGCUAAGAGAUCAUCGGAAGAAUGCGGAGAACGUAACGGCUGAAAUUAUAACAGAAAUAGGCGAUAUAGCAAAGCCUUUGAAUGUUGAUAUAACUUUCGCUCGUAUUGCUGGCCGACAAAAGCAUAGAAACAACCCCCCAGUCCAAAACCCAGGCGACUUUAAUAAUUCCUUACUUAGAUUCAAUCAUUAG